AUGGAGUCUGCUGUUCUAAGUAAUGAUAUGUACUCGGCAGCAUGGUCCCAGGAUUCAUGCUCAGCAUCAACAGUGAGCAUUGCUGUUUUUGUUGCUAGGGUAACAGCACUGUAUUCAUUGAGAACGACGACACGCACAAGGACAACAGCAAGGGGCAUUAUGUGGCGUCAGGGGAUCCAAAAUUGGUGCAACCGCGCUUUGCUUCAAGUCUACAAAAGCACCGCCCUCGCUGUUGUAGACCCCAUUGGGGCAGUGGUGGGGGGUGUGGUGUUCAAUUCGUACCCUUAUGUCAUGAUGGGUUACACCGCCGCAGAUUUUGUCGCCCUCAACUAUUUUGGCCAGGAAUUGCUACACGACGCAGAGAGCAAGCCGUGA
This is a messenger RNA of Ostreobium quekettii, 375 nucleotides long. The record is from the annotation of a GenBank genome assembly. NCBI's taxonomy places the organism in Eukaryota, Viridiplantae, Chlorophyta, Ulvophyceae, Bryopsidales, Ostreobiaceae.